Camellia sinensis is the source of this 1390-nucleotide messenger RNA. RefSeq lists its product as uncharacterized. NCBI's taxonomy places the organism in Eukaryota, Viridiplantae, Streptophyta, Magnoliopsida, Ericales, Theaceae. Gene Ontology annotation, molecular function: oxidoreductase activity, acting on the CH-OH group of donors, NAD or NADP as acceptor. The record is from RefSeq and is a predicted model, not a curated record. Gene Ontology annotation, cellular component: membrane.
UUUAAAAAGUGAAUCAUAGAAAACCUCACCCUCUGAAAUGGAGAAAAACAAGAGAUCGAAAGCAAGAAUGGAGAAAAUUGAAGAUGCGAAGCAUCCGAUGGAACCAUACAAGGAGAAGGAAGAUAGACAGAGAGAGGAAGAUAGUGCGAGCGAGUCGGAUGAGAAAGAAGAAGAAGUACACCAGGAGUCUGACACCAAAGAUAAUAAGAAGAAGAAGAUGGAUAAGCGACAGAGGGCCAAAGAGAGGAGAGAUAAGAGGCGCCAACAGAUCUCUCUUCUCCGCACCAUCCCUUAUUCCGAUCACCAAAGGUGGUGGUCUUCAGAUACUAUUGCUGUGGUGACGGGGGCAAACAGAGGGAUUGGGUUUGAGAUUGCACACCAGCUUGCAUCACAUGGCAUGACAGUUAUUCUGACAUCAAGAGAUAAUGCUGUCGGUGAAGAAGCAGCAAAGGUCUUACGAGAAGGAGGUUUGAACGUUCGCUUCCAUCAACUGGAUAUUGUGGACCCUUCAUCAAUCAAAUUGUGCACUGAGUGGCUACAACAAAACUAUGGUGGUAUAGAUAUUCUGGUAAACAAUGCAGGCGUUAAUUACAACUGUGGAUUAGACAAUUGUCUCAAGUUUGCGGAGCAUGUUAUUGGCACCAACUAUUUUGGCACCAAAAAUGUAAUUCAAGCUAUGAUCCCAUUAAUGAGGGCUUCUGCUUUAGGUGCUCGAAUUGUUAAUGUUAGCUCACGGUUGGGAAGACUUAAUGGGAGGCGAAAUAGAAUUGGAGAUCUCACUUUGAGACACCAACUGGAAGAUGUGGACUCACUGUCAGAGGAACUGAUUGACAAGACCAUGACUACAUUUUUAGAACAAGUAAAGGACGGCAGUUGGACAUCCAGCAAGUGGCCUCAAACAUAUACCGACUACUCAAUGUCCAAACUUGCAGUUAAUGCCUACACCAGGCUAAUGGCAAAGAUGCUUUCAAACCUGCCAGAUGGUCACAAGAUAUAUAUCAAUUGCUACUGCCCAGGCUGGGUCAAGACUGCCAUGACUGGUUGGGCAGGGCAUACUUCACCAGAGGAAGGGGCUGACACAGGAGUUUGGCUUGCCCUGCUUCCAGACAAGUUAGUUACCGGAAAUUUUUUUGCUGAGAGGCGACAGAUAAAUUUUUAAACCAGUAGGAUCGAGGACUUUUCAUAUCAGGAUUGUCUUCCAAUUUCAGCUUCCCUUUUGGUGAAAUCAGAUUCUACAACAGCUAAGAAUGGUGAAAACUGGUACAAAGAAAGCUCUGUAUUCUGAAUCUGAACUGGUUUUUCGAAGGAGGGAGUGCCAAGCCAAAUCAACUUUUAGGGAUUGUUUGGGGUGUCCUAAAUAAGUGCACUUUUUGUCUUUUUGAACUAAAAA